Molecule: messenger RNA, 3024 nt
Organism: Cinara cedri
Lineage: Eukaryota; Metazoa; Arthropoda; Insecta; Hemiptera; Aphididae
Source: the annotation of a GenBank genome assembly
AUGAAGGAACGAUUUUUAAAAUGGCUUAUUUUUGUACUGGUGCUCACCUUGGUCAGUGGAGAGAAAACCUCUACAGAUGAGGAGGAAGACAACAAUUAUGAUAUAUCAACCAAUGAUGUAGACGAACGCUAUGAUGAUCCCACUAGCCGUAUGCUAAAUCUGAUUAAUAAUGAUGCUAUAAAAAUUAUUGAAGCUCCUGAUUUAUCCAAAGUAAUGUCAUCCUAAUAUGUACAUCAUUUGUUCAUUGUGUUAAUUGUGUAAAAUAAUUUUAGCAAAAACCUACUGAUCAAUCCCAAGAAAAAUUAAAAACAGAUGAUUUAGAUGUCGAUAGUUUACAAUUAGUUAAAUUUCCCACUGCUAGUCUAUUUAAUUACUGGGCGGAUUUGUCAAACGAUGAGAUUAAUAUACAGAAUAUAAAAAAUGAUGAUGAUAUCGACGAUGAAAUCGAUGUUACAGAUUGGAAAGAACCAGUAAAAGCUCCUCCAGUUACGUCCAGAGAAAAAGAAGGUGAGAAUUUCUUUUAUUUAUUUGAACAAUCCAAAUAAUUGCUGUAUAAUCUUUAUUUAUUAUUUCUAGCGGAUCAAUUAUAUCGUGUGGGAUUGAAAAAAUUAAAGUCUGCUCUUGGAGAUCAUUUAGAUGCCUAUGAGUUCUUUUACAGAGCUUAUACAUUAGGCCACGAAGAGGCAAAAGCAAAAUUUGCAUUUGCUUUAUUAUUUGGCUUAAAAUAUCCCCAAGACAUCCCUAAAGCAUUUCAAAUAUUCAGUGAAUUAUCACAAAAGGGAAAUCCCGAUGCUCAUUUAGUAAUUAUUCUGAACUUUUUAAUAAAAUUAAAUUCAUUAUUUGAAUUCUGGUUUAAUUAUGAAUACAUAAUAUAAACAUAACAUUUUUUUUAUUAAUAUUUAGGGUAUGGGUUUUUUGUAUGCAAUUGGAUUACAUGUACCUGUGAGUCAACCAAAAGCUCUUAUACAUUAUGUGAUGGCUGCUGUUGGUGGUAAUGUCUUGGCCCAAUUAGUAUUAGGAUAUCGAUAUUUUGCUGGUGCUACUGUAGCGUAUAGUUGUGAAAAGUCUUUAGAAUAUUACAGGGCAGUUGCAAAUAAUGGUAACUAACUGUGUAGGUACACUUUUGUUCAACUCAAGUUAUUUUUAUUUAAUAACUUUUAGUGGCAAAUGAAUUAUCUUUAUCUGGUGGGCCACUCAUUCAACGUAUAAAAUUAAUGGAAGAGCAAGAUAAUCCAAGUUAUAAUGGUGGAAUAGUAGAUUCAGAUUUGUUGGAUUACUAUAAAAUGUUAGCUAAUAAAGGAGAUGCCCAAGCACAAGUAUGAUAUGAUUAAUAAAUAUUAAGUAGUAAAAUCCAUCAAAAAAAUUAUAAAUCAUAAUAUGCUUUUGUAUUUAAAAUGUAUUUAUGUUAUUGUUUUUAUUAGGUUGGGUUAGGUCAGUUAUAUUUACAAGGUGGAAGAGGCGUGCCCAUAGAUAUACAAACUGCUCAUUAUUAUUUUCAAAAAGCAGCUGAGAAUGGUAAUCCUCUUGCAUACGGUUUUCUUGGAAAAGUAAUAAAUAUUUUUAUAUAUAUAUAUAUAUAUAUUUUUUUUUUAUAAAUGACUUGCAAUAAAAUAUUUUCUACUAGAUAUAUUUGGAAGACCGUGAUGAUGUUAAACCAGAUUAUGAAAAAGCUCUUGAAUAUUUUUAUAAAGCUGCACAAGUGAAAAAUCCAGUAGGUCAAAGUGGUCUCGGUUAUAUGUAUCUACAUGGACUCAAUGUAGCCCAAGACUAUGCACAGGCUUUAAAUUGGUUUACUAUGGCUGCUGAACAAGGUUGGGUUGAAGGACAUUUGUACGUGGGAAUAAUGUACUAUAGUAAGUUCAAAAUACAAAUUUAUUAUUUAAAAAUUUAUUCAAAUUAAUAUUUUUAUUACAGAGGGAUUAGGCGUGAAACGCGAUUAUAAAUUAGCCAUUAAAAACUUUGGUUUAGCAUCAAAAUCGGGUAACCUAUUAGCUUACUAUAAUUUGGCACAAAUGCAUGCCUCUGGUGUUGGUAUUUUACGUUCCUGUACAACAUCUUUAGAGGUAAAGUGUAUUGUAAAAGUAAAUUAAAUUAAGAUUUUAUUAAAAAUGUUUGAUAAUUUCAGUUGUUCAAAAACGUUGCAGAACGUGGUAAAUGGGGUAGUUAUUUAAUGCACGCUUACAAUGAGUAUAAAGACAAUCGAUUUCAAGAGUCAUUUGUUUUAUACUCUUUCUUGGCUGAAAUGGGAUAUGAGGUUGCACAAAGUAAUACUGCAUUUAUUUUAGACAAAGGUAUGUUGUUAUUUUUUAAAUCAUACUGUGAUAAAAAAAAAAGUGCUAUUUAUUUAUUGCUGUUAAGGAGAUAUUGACAUGUGGGAAACAGAAAAAGAACGUUAUGUCCGUGCAAUGAUGUAUUGGAGUAGAUCGGCUGCUCAAGGUUAUGCAUCAGCACAAUUGAAACUGGGAGACUAUCAUUAUUAUGGACUUGGUACUAAAGUUGACUUUGAAUUAGCUGCCAAUCAUUAUCGACAGGCGUCCGAACAACAUCAUAAUGCCCAGGCUAUGUUCAAUUUAGGUUACAUGCAUGAAAUGGGAUUAGGAAUGGAACAAGUAAAUUAUUUUUUUUUUUUUUAUAAAAUUUAAAAAUUCAUUGUCAACAUAAUUAUAAUAUUGUUGUACAGGAUAUCCAUUUGGCAAAACGAUGUUACGAUAUGGCUGCAGAAACCAGUAUAGACGCAAAAGUACCUGUAUUUUUAGCUUUAACCAAACUUAAUUUAUUUAAUAUGGCGAAACAAUAUUACACAGUAAGAAUCUGAUAUGGUGUAAUAAUGUUAAAAACCAUAUUAUUAAUCGUAAUAUAUAUUAUCUGUUUCAGGAAUUUCUAAAUUUUAUGAACAUUCUAUCAAAUGAUGUUGCUGCGCCUAUGGGGUUCAAUUGGGAUUUAUAUUUAAUAGCAAUACUGUUUGCAUUACUAUCCUACAUAAUUUACUUACGACGACCCAAUAGACAGCCACUAAAUGCGUAA